Brienomyrus brachyistius is the source of this 2167-nucleotide messenger RNA. Its product is annotated as neurotensin receptor type 1-like. Gene Ontology annotation, cellular component: plasma membrane. The transcript has 4 exons. Gene Ontology annotation, molecular function: G protein-coupled neurotensin receptor activity. Gene Ontology annotation, biological process: neuropeptide signaling pathway. Bases 55 to 1248 code for a protein of 397 amino acids. NCBI's taxonomy places the organism in Eukaryota, Metazoa, Chordata, Actinopteri, Osteoglossiformes, Mormyridae. The record is from RefSeq and is a predicted model, not a curated record.
CAGGAAAAUCAAGCUCGGUUCCUGCCUUAGGUAUGCAUCUUGACUGACUUGCAGAUGGAUCCAAAUGACAGCGUGCCGUCCGCGGAAAGCAAAUUCAGAUCGGAUUUCCGAUAUUUAUCCUUACAGCUUCAGGUGUCCGCAAAUCGUUCCCAGCCGAACUGCACAGAGCCCGAACUGGAGAACAGUUUGGACGUGAACACGCGUCUGUUCUCCAAGGUACUGGUCACCGUCAUAUACUUGGUGCUGUUUCUGGUCGGCUGUCUGGGCAACUCGGUUACAUUAUACACGCUGCUGAAAAGACGGACCUGGCGGAACCUGCAGAGCACAGUGCAUUACCACCUGGCCAGUUUGGCCGUUUCCGAUCUGUUUAUUUUGUUGUUCAGCAUGCCUAUCGAGCUCUACAACUUCAUUUGGGUACAUCACCCGUGGGCGUUCGGCGAUGCAGUUUGUAAAGGUUACUACUUCAUCCGGGACGGCUGCUCCUACGCCACGGCGUUUAACAUCGCCAGCCUCAGCACGGAACGCUACAUGGCAAUAUGCCACCCUUUCAAGGCGAAAAGCGUCAUGUCCCGCAGUCGAACCAAGAAGCUCAUCAGUGGAGUUUGGGUGGCGUCGUUCCUGCUGGCAACACCGAUGCUUCUGACGAUGGGUCAGCUCAGCAUCGACGGGGAGAAGAUCUGCACUACUGUCGUAUCCACGGUCACCGCCAAGACCGUGCUACAGGUCAACGCCCUGCUGUCCUUCGCAGUCCCUAUGGUGAUCAUUUCGGUGCUGAACACAGCCAUUGCCAGGCAGCUGCAGCAGAUGUUUCAGCCGAACUGGCGCACGUGUUUUAUUAAGGGUUCCAGGCCCGAACCAGGCAUGGCCAUGGAAACGAGCCGCGUGCAGUCGCUGCGGCAUGGGGUCAAGGUGCUGCGCGCCGUGGUCCUCGCCUUUGUGGUGUGCUGGCUGCCCUACCACUCCCGGCGGCUGAUGUACUGCUAUGUGACAGAGUGGACAGAAGUACUGUUUGACUUCUACCACUACUUCUACAUGGUUACCAACGUGCUGUUCUAUAUCAGCUCGGCCAUCAACCCUGUGCUCUACAAUCUGGUGUCUGCCAACUAUCGGAAAUUUUUCUUCUCCACACUCCACUGCUUCUGCAGGGAUGAGAGAUUGCAGGGACAAGAGCAAGGCCAGCAACAGGUCCAACCCAGGUUCUCCAAUAGCAUCACCAGCAACCACACGUUCAGCAUCAAGGGCACCUGAAACAUUUUGGACAAGAGGUGGAGCAUUACAUAGUACCAGAAACCAGAAUACACACAGGAAGUGUUUGAAGUUGAAUCCCUCACUAACUUUAUAAAGUAGUGGUAUGCAACCCUGGUCCUGGAUUGCCAGCAUCCAGCAGGUUUUCUAUCUUUCCUGGUCUCUGAUGAACCAAACCUCAUCUCAGACUGAUAGUAACUCAUCAGGCAGGACAGAAAACCUGCUGGAUACCGGCACUCCAGGAUUUGGAUUGCCUACUCCUGGUGUAAAGCAUAGGCUCACUAUAAGACCACACUACAGUUGAUCCUUCCAACUCAUGGGGGUUAGGGGCACAGUCUCCCCCCAUGAUCUUGAAAGACCAUAUAAAUUUUUUUGGGCCUCUUUGUCCUCUUGGCAAGGAAAGCAAGCAUGUGAGCAGAGUGAAGCAAAGCAAAAAGGUACAAGAUAUGUGAGAUAUCACAGGAGAGACUGCUGUAAACAAGCUUGGUAUCCUUCUAACCACCCAUCUUCUAUAACUGCUUAUCCUGUACAGGAUUGUGAGGGUCCAGAGUCUAUGGGUGCGAGGCAGGGGAUGACCCAGAGUGAGAUGCCAGUCCAUUUGCAGGGCACACUCACAGUCACUCACACAUUCACACCUAUGGACAUGAUGACAAGGGGAGAACAUGCAAACUCCACACCCAUGGAGCUGUGGUGGAUGCUGGAACCCUGGUUACAGAGGUGCGAGAUGACAGUGCUAACCACUGUGCUACCAUGCCGCCUCCUCUUUUGAAUCAGCACUGUACAUAUAUUUUAUGAGUUUAUGUGUUACUAAACAUUUUUGUGGCAACUGUGGCUUUCACAAAACUCCCCGAAAAAAUCCUGUUUAAUUUCUUAUGCUAUUGAAACUGUGAUGGGGAAAGUUGUGAUGCAGAUGGAUCUACUG